GAGACGCGAAUGCGAGAGCAUCGUGAGAAGAAAUAAGAAACAAAUUUAAAAAUAAAGAAAUUGAAUUGCGUGAGACUCGGAUUCAGUUAACGGCUGCGGAACGAUAUAAACAACAAAUUCGAAAAAGAAAAUAUAUUAAUAAUAUCAAGUGCGUGUGCAGUGCGCGUUGCUACAAAACAAAAUUAAGAAAGCCAAGAAAAUAGCAAAUAAAAUUUCGCUCUAUGCUCAAAAUGAAUUUUAUGAGCAUUAAAACAAAGUUCAAAAUUUUCAAGCAGCAGCAAAAACAAAGUGAAAAACUACAACAACAACAACAAAAAUACUCGAACUGAAGCGGCAAUUGGAUUAAAAGCGAGCCCCCCUUUUUUUUGGAUAAACAAGACGAAGGCGAUACCAAAAAUAAUAUUAUACAAAAAUUCAACAAGAAAAUACAUAAAGCGCUGCCUACAGACAACAAGAAGAAGAAGAAGAAGAGAGGAAAAAAACACAAGCAAAGAAAAGACUUUUGUAAAGCGCAUAAAUAAAAAUGGAAGCCACAACAAACAGCACAGAAAGCCACACAAAGCUGCAGCUGGAGGAGGAGCAGCAGCAGCAGCUGGAGGCGCCACAAGCGGCGGCGGCGGCAGCGACGGCGGCGACAGCAACAACGGCGACCAUCAUUGACAUUCCAGCGACUGCUGCAAUCACCUUCGCCUCCAGUUCCUUCGCCUGCUCCUCCUAUGACACGGACUGCAGCACGGCGAGCAGCACAUGCUGCACCCGCCAGGGCGAGCACAUUUACAUGCAACGCGACAAGCUGCCUGCAACAAUAGCGGCCACAGCAGCCGCCGCAGCAGCAGCGACAGCAACAGCAGCAACAACAACAGCAAAUCAACACACAGCCACAGCCUGCAACCUGCCGCCGUUGGAAACGGAUGAGUUGAUGCUGCUCAAGUUCGAGCACCGCAAGCAUUGGCCAUGGUUCAUUCUGAUGAUCUCCGUCAUUGAGAUUGCAAUCUUCGCCUACGACCGUUACACAAUGCCCGCCCAGAACUUUGGCCAGCCGGUGCCCAUACCCAGCGAUUCGGUGCUGGUCUAUCGACCCGAUCGUCGCCUGCAAGUCUGGCGAUUUUUUAGCUAUAUGUUCCUGCACGCGAACUGGUUCCAUUUGGGCUUCAAUAUCAUCAUACAAUUGUUCUUUGGCGUCCCGCUGGAGGUGAUGCACGGCACCGCACGCAUCGGUGUCAUCUAUUUGGCUGGCGUCUUCGCCGGUUCGCUGGGCACCAGCGUUGUCGACUCCGAGGUGUUCCUGGUGGGCGCCAGCGGCGGCGUCUACGCCCUCCUGGCCGCACAUUUGGCCAACAUCACGCUGAACUUUGCGCACAUGAAGUCCGCAUCCACGCAGCUCGGCUCUGUGGUCAUUUUUGUCUCCUGCGAUCUGGGCUAUGCCGUCUACACGCAGUACUUCGAUGGCGCUGCCACGCCCGCCUUUGCCAAGGGUCCGCAGGUCUCGUAUAUAGCGCACCUGACGGGCGCUCUGGCCGGCCUGACCAUUGGCUUUCUGGUGCUCAAGAAUUUUGGACAUCGGGAAUACGAGCAGCUGAUCUGGUGGCUGGCGCUGGGCGUCUACUGUGCCUUCACCGUGUUCGCGAUUGCGUUCAAUCUUAUUAACACGGUAACCGCACAGCUGAUGGAGGAGCAGGGCGAGGUGAUCACACAACAUUUGCUGCACGACUUGGGCGUGUCCUAAGCAACAA
Drosophila montana is the source of this 1733-nucleotide messenger RNA. It is a transcript of the gene rho, whose product is annotated as rhomboid. The transcript has 4 exons. The coding region runs from base 524 to 1726 and encodes 400 amino acids. Lineage: Eukaryota; Metazoa; Arthropoda; Insecta; Diptera; Drosophilidae. Gene Ontology annotation, cellular component: membrane. The record is from RefSeq and is a predicted model, not a curated record. Gene Ontology annotation, molecular function: serine-type endopeptidase activity.